Mytilinidion resinicola is the source of this 321-nucleotide messenger RNA. RefSeq lists its product as uncharacterized. The record is from RefSeq and is a predicted model, not a curated record. NCBI's taxonomy places the organism in Eukaryota, Fungi, Ascomycota, Dothideomycetes, Mytilinidiales, Mytilinidiaceae. The transcript has a single exon. The coding region runs from base 32 to 268 and encodes 78 amino acids.
CUCCGUAUCAUGGGCUCAGCCGUGCAGGCAGAUGCCAGUGGGGGCGGAUAAGCUGAGGUUACUCAAAGCGGGGGAGCACGAUGGUUGCCUUGUACCGUGCCAUGUCUGCCUUGUUUUUGCAUGCAGCAAACAUUCGGGCUUGCAGACACGAGAACAGCUAUCCAACCAUCAUGAAGAUGGAGAAGAGGGCAGCCUAUUGCAAGCCAUCAUGGCGCAGCACUUGCAUCUCUGGCUGCGAGGGAACUUGUUGAGAGAAGUCAUAGGCUGAGAAGUCGGGUGUAACACGGGAUCGAAGCUGGAAUGGCGUGCCGCAUGUCGGAG